AUGGCUCCCUCUCAGAAACGCAAGCCGAUUGACGACGACUUUGUCCACACAAUCUCCGACAAUGACGAGGACAUUGUCGAGGAAGAAGAGGCUGUUGCGCCGCCCCCGAAGAAGAAGGUGAAGACCGCCAAGAAGUCGAAGAAGUCUAAGAAGGGUGAGGAAGAGGAGGAGGAAGAGCGCGAAGGCAUCUGGGGCAAGAAUGAAGACGACGACGGUGCCAUGGACUCCGACUUCGAGUUUGCCCAAGACGGCGCUGUCGAAUUCGGCGACGACGAGUUCGAGGGCUGGGGCUUCGACGGCGCAAAGAAGUCCAUGAAGAACCAGGAUCCGGUUGGCGUCGAUUUGGAUGAGAUCAUUCGCAGGAGGCGCGCGAAGAAGACUGGCAACGAGGAGCCCGAGGCCGCCGUAGAGGAGGAGGCUGGCGACGACGAAGAGGUAGAGAACGACAUGGAUAUCGACCUCGACGACGAUGAAGAUGGAGUGCUUGCCGACGACGCCUUCGGUAUGGGUGUUGACCCUGAGAACGAGGAGUCUGCCGACGAGGAGAUCCCCGACGCGGAAGACGCAGAAGACGAUGACGCCGCUGCAUCAGACAACGACUCCGUUGCGACACCCGUAGACCACCCCGACGACGCUCGCGACGAUUCAGACGACGAAGAGGAGGAUGCAGAGGAACAAGCCAAGCGCGAUGCCUUCUUCGCGCCAGAGGAGCCCGCACAGCCCGGCAAGAAGGAUAUCGCUUCAUCAUUCCAGGGCAUGUCUCUGUCGCGUCCCCUGCUCAGAGGUCUUGCCGCCGUUGGCUUUUCCAAGCCCACUCCCAUUCAGGCCAAGACCGUGCCUAUCGCUUUGAUGGGCAAGGACGUCGUCGGUGGUGCAGUCACUGGUUCCGGAAAGACGGCCGCCUUCGUUGUGCCCAUUCUCGAGCGUCUCCUCUACAGGCCCAAGAAGGUGCCCACCAGCCGUGUCGUCAUCCUCACCCCUACCCGUGAAUUGGCUAUCCAGUGCCACGCCGUCGCUACCAAGCUGGCAGCCUAUACGGACAUCAAGUUCACACUGGCUGUUGGUGGUCUGAGUCUGAAGCAGCAAGAGGUCGAACUCAGGUUGCGGCCAGAUGUCAUCAUUGCCACCCCCGGUCGUUUCAUCGAUCACAUGAGAAACUCUGCCAGCUUCAACGUCGACACGGUAGAGAUUUUGGUGCUUGAUGAGGCCGAUCGUAUGCUCGAAGACGGUUUCGCCGACGAACUGAACGAGAUUCUCACCACACUCCCCAAGUCAAGACAGACCAUGUUGUUCUCUGCUACCAUGACAUCGUCUGUCGACCGCCUGGUCCGCGUUGGCAUGAACAAGCCUGCCAGAGUCAUGGUGGAUUCCCAAAAGAAGACAGUCGGCACCCUGGUGCAAGAGUUCAUCCGCCUGCGUCACGGCCGUGAGGAGAAGCGCAUGGGCUACUUGAUUCACAUCUGCAAGACGAUGCACACCGAGAGGGUCAUCAUCUUCUUCCGCCAAAAGAAGGAGGCUCACAGGGCAAGAAUCAUCUUUGGUAUGCUGGGAAUGUCUUGCGCCGAGCUACACGGUAGCAUGAACCAGGCUCAGAGAAUUGCCAGUGUAGAGAACUUCCGUGACGGCAAGGUUAACUACCUCUUGGCUACCGAUCUUGCGUCUCGUGGUCUCGAUAUCAAGGGCGUUGACACCGUCAUCAACUACGAGGCGCCCCAGAAGCUAGAGAUUUACGUGCACAGAGUCGGUCGUACUGCGCGUGCCGGCAGAAGCGGUACCGCCGUCACCCUGGCUGCCGAGCCGGACCGCAAGGUCGUCAAGGCCGCGGUCAAGGCGGGCAAGUCCCAGGGGGCCAAGAUCAUGAGCCGUGUCAUCGAGCCUGCGGAAGCAGACAAGUGGCAGGCCCAGGUCGACGAAAUGGAAGAUGAGAUUGAGGAGAUCAUCGUCGAGGAGAAGCAAGAGAAGCAGUUCGCGCAGGCCGAGAUGCAGGUCAGGAAGGGAGAGAACAUCCUCGAGCACGAGGCCGAGAUCAAGUCCAGGCCGAAGAGGACAUGGUUCGAGACGGAGCAGGACAAGAAGAAGGCCAAGGACGCGGGCCGGGCCGAGCUCAACGGCGAGGGUGGCCCGGGCAAGAAGAAGGUGAAGAUGAGCAACAAGGCCAGAAAGCAGCUCGACGCCAAGGCCACGAGGAGCGAGGGCCACGUAUGGAAGAAGGGCAAGGCGGAGCGUGCUGGACAAGGCGCCGUGCUGAACCUCAAGAAGAAGAAGGUCCCCAAGAACGGCAGAAUGAGGGCGAAGAUGGCCCGUGGAAAGAGCCUCGUGCACUUCUGGUCUGCCUCGUUGAGCCUCGGACGAGUAAUCGACGCCGCUAAGCCCACGACCUGCCGCCUCCGGAGAACAGACGACGCGGAGGGACCCUUCCUGCAUUACGAACAAAACCAGGGCCGUCCCGCACCCCAUCGCGCCCGUCUUGGAAUCUUGUCCAAGGCACCUACAACGAUCAAGCUGGCUCCCUUCAGGCCCUUCAGGCGAUUUGGACCCCCGCAUCCGCAUCCUCAUAAUCGACUCAGUCUACUACGAUACCUCUUCCCGCGAACCGUCCGAGAUCGAUAUCGCGAGCGCGUGCUCAACUUCCGGCUCGACACCCUUCCGCAGCUCAAGCAUCGCUUCCAGUCCCGCAUAUACCGGUUGAUUCUUGAGCGCCAGCGCAAGCGGAACGAGCAGUCGCGGCUCGUCGACGUAGUCAGGCGGCAAAGUCGCCGGCUGCUCUUGGGCCCACCCCCAGCGAGGCCGGCGAGGCAUGCGAGAGCAGGACGCCCAGGCAAAAAGAUGCCCACUUGGUCAGACUACACAGGCAACGGAGGAGGAGGAGCUGCGGCCAACUCGAGCCGCAAUGGGGACGGGAACGGCUACGGAUAUGGCGCGGCGCCAGAGGGCGAGCCGGCACAAGGCGAGCGAGGUUUCCGUCGGAAAUGGCUGGCUGCAAAGGCAGGCAGCAUGUACCGCGCCGGCGCAGUUGCGAUGAAUGAAAUAAGAGAAGGAUAUGCGCAGACGCGGGUGCGGUCGCUUGAAGCAGACGACGGCAUGCCGAGGACGACGAUACCCGGAUCAUUCCCGGAUGUUGCAAUCACGGUGCAAGGCGACGACCAGAUGGUCAUCUUUCCGUCCUACGCGAAACGACACACCAAGCAAGAUUGGGGCGACGACAACGAGUACAUCUCAAAUGAACCACACGGGGCUAUUAGAGAUUCGGAGUACUGGAGGCAAGAGUGGGAGCGCAACGAAGACGAGAGGGCAAUCGUGGAUAUCGACGUUAGAGGAUGGGUUUACUCGCCGCACAAAGGGCCCAUGACCAGACGCAAUCGGAUUCUCAUUGGGCUCGCGCGCCAGUUGAGCGGCAUCCCCGCACCCAGGCAGGAUGCCCCUCCCUCGGAUUCGCUAGGGGCGCUUCACCAGUCCCACGAAGAGAGGAGGGAGCAGGAGAAAAUUGCGAAAGAGGCGGCAGAGAUUGAGAAAAGAGGCCAGGAGGAGAGGCGCGUGGCAAAUCGUGGUGGCUUCAGCGAAGCGGCACGAGAGGAGGACGACGAUGAUGCCGGUAGCAUAUAUCCCGCGAGGUCAAGAUCCCGCAGUGGCACCCGGACGCCCAUGACAGCCCCGGGGUCGCCCAAGAUGCCAGCUAGGCAGUACACGAACGGCAACGAGCUGUCGGAGGCUGAAUUAUCCGUCGCAAACGCGAACCUCAUGGCUAGGAUAGCGCCAUUCAUGACGACACCCCUGAUCCAGCUUCCCAUCACCAUAUUCUUCUACAACGAUGAGAAGUCGGCUUCGCGGACGGUGCAGACCAAUGAUGCCGGCCACUUUGUCAUACGAGCCGCCUUGGAUUUUGUUCCGACACAUGUCCGAGUCCUAGCCAACCAAAGCCUGUCGGCAGUUCAAGAAGUCAAGAUCAUUGAACCAAGGGGCGUUAGUCUGAUUAGCGAUAUCGACGACACCAUCAAGAGGUCCAAUAUCUCAGGCGGCGCGAAGGAGAUCUUCCGCAAUACGUUCAUCCGCGAGCUGAAGGACUUGACGGUCGAGGGCGUCAAGGAGUGGUACAACGAGCUGCACGCGAUGGGCGUCAGCAUACACUACUGCUCCAACAGCCCAUGGCAGUUAUUCCCAGUUUUGGCAAGCUACUUUAUGAUUGCCGGCUUGCCUCCUGGGUCUCUCCAUCUCAAACAGUAUAGCGGUAUGCUCCAGGGCAUCUUCGAGCCGGUGGCCGAAAGGAAGAAGAGCACACUUACGAGGCUGAUGAAGGAUUUCCCUGAGCGGAAGUUCCUGUUGGUGGGCGACAGCGGCGAGGCUGAUCUGGAAGUCUACACUGAGCUGGUCGAGGCCCAUCCAGGACGAAUCAUUGCAGUGUUUAUCCGUGAUGUCACGACUCCUGAACAGAGCGGCUACUUUGAUUCAUCAUUCGAGGGCACCGCUCGCCAGAAGGCUCCAACAAUCAGACUUCAGGACAAGAGCGACGAGCCGGCAAACAGGCCUGGUCUGCCACCACGCGGCGAGAUCAAGACAGUUGGACCCGUCAUGGGCGAUCUGAUUGACUUCUCGGACGAGCCGGAACAGGCGAAUCUGGACGACGCGGCUGCGCUUGCCCAACUCAAGGCAAGGCCAAAACCUACCUCAAGUGCGAGCACGUCGGAUCUUGCUAUUCGCAAACCUCCACCGCCUCGUCCAGUCAAGCCAGCAGCCCUUCGCAGUGCUCCUUCAGACACGAAGGUGCCUACUCUGGGGUCUAAUGGCGGUUCUGCUCCGCCUCCGCCUGCACCGCGGUCGAGAAAGCCGUCCGCUGACCGAUCCGCCCCUCAUCCGCUGUCGCAAAUACACAACGCAUCGCAACAGACGGUUGGUAGCACCAGCAGCUUACCCAAAACAGCAAAGAUACCAGCGUCGACUACCCCAGAGGACAUGAGCAAAGCAUUCAAAGUCCCACCACCGCCACCACCUCCGCGCCGCAGAGACACCCCGUCCGGGGCCCGGAGCCUCAGCCCGCGGACGCUCAAUCGGCAGAGACUGUCAAAUAACGAUGACAUCGACUUUGAAGCCCUCCCACCGUCUGCCGGCCCUCAGCCGCCCGCGUUCGCUAAGACCAAGUCGAACAGCCUCAAGUCGGGAGCCACAUCUCCAACGUUGGGGUCUCCGACGAUGGGACCAACAUACCCCAACAGGAAGCACGAAUUAUGGAUGCGCCGUCUGCAGCGUGCGCAGGAAGUAUUGGAGCAGCAUGGAGUCGCCCUGUACACAUGGCGGAGAGGCGAUGAUGUUGUUGCUGAAGCAGUGGGCAUGGUAGAGGAAGAACUGAAAAGAGUAGGAAAUGGGAAAGGGAACGGAGAGAAGGAUGCCCGGGCGGACGGAAAGAGGUUUGAGAGGCAGUUGAAGGCGGAACAGCAACACAGGCAGCAGAGGCCGCCGCAACAGCAGUGGAGGUGA
Colletotrichum siamense is the source of this 5469-nucleotide messenger RNA. RefSeq names its product ATP-dependent RNA helicase DRS1 (gene DRS1). NCBI's taxonomy places the organism in Eukaryota, Fungi, Ascomycota, Sordariomycetes, Glomerellales, Glomerellaceae. Gene Ontology annotation, molecular function: nucleic acid binding; phosphatidate phosphatase activity; RNA helicase activity. Gene Ontology annotation, cellular component: actin cortical patch. The record is from RefSeq and is a predicted model, not a curated record. Bases 1 to 5469 code for a protein of 1822 amino acids. The transcript is spliced from 3 exons.